GUGCGUGUGUAUGUGUUUGUUUGUGUCUGUGAAAAGGUUCAAAUAAAGGUCCAACUUAAAUACAAAAGAGGCAGACUGAGACGGCAAGAGAAGAGAGAAAUAAUCUCCCAGUCCCACUUGUUCUUUCACAACAGUCCCAACCCUGGAGGGGUUAACACCAGCCAUGGUUCCGAGCUCUGAGUAGCAGACUAGAGAGGAAAACAAUUUAAGGAACAAGUGCUUAUCUCCUAACUGAGGAAAGCCCAGCAUUACAUCAGAUUUUGAAGUACGAGAAAGCAAGGAAGAGAGCGAGUGAGAGCUGGCAUUAAGCAGUCCCAUCGCAGUGUGUAUGUACGUCUCAUUUCCAGUCCAACUUUGGUUGUCAUGAGGAGGAUUCUGGUCAGAUCUACCCAGGGGAGAGAGCUCCUCCUGGGGCAGAGAGGCAGACAAGCCCCAGCUCCUGGCAUUGGAGCCUUCCACCUGCACCACACCUGCUCAGCGCUGGUCUACAGACACCAUGGAGACCUGCUGGAUUUGGUCAGGAUGGAGCAGAUGUCUCUUCCUGCCCUGGGGCCUCAUAGCAUCAGACUGAAGAUGCUGGCAGCUCCUAUCAACCCUGCAGACAUUAACAUGCUGCAAGGCACCUACCCCAUCAGGCCCCCCCUUCCCUCUGUGGGGGGAAAUGAGGGGGUGGGGGAGGUGGGGAGUGAUGUCAUCAAUCUGCGACCGGGAAACUGGGCCAUUCCCUGGGAUGCCGGGUUUGGUACGUGGAGGACGGAGGUGUUGUGUGAGGAGGAGGAUCUCCUCCAGGUGCCCAGACAGCUGUCAGUCCUGGAGGCCGCCACAGUGGCAGUGAACCCCUGCACUGCCUACCGCAUGCUGCACGACGUCACCCAGCUCCCUCCAGGCUCCUGUGUGAUCCAGAAUGGGGCCAACAGUGCUGUCGGUCAGGCAGUGAUCCAGAUAGCUGCAACUCUGGGGCUGAAGACCAUCAACAUCAUCAGAGACAGAGCCAAUCAGCAGGAGGUGAAGGAGGAGCUUAAGCAUAUGGGGGCAGACCUGGUUGUCACAGAGGAGGAGCUAUGUAUUGGGCGGCGCCAGGCUUUAGAGGGUCUGCCUCGACCAGUCCUGGGGCUGAACUGUGUGGGGGGGCGGAGCGGUGGGCUGGUCCUCGCCCAGCUAAGAGAGGGCGCUACCAUGGUAACCUAUGGAGGGAUGUCCAGGAAACCUCUCCUGGUACCUGCUGGCUGUCUGAUCUUCAACAACCUCAAGCUCCGCGGCUUCUGGAUGACACAGUGGAAGAGGGACAACAGACAUGAUAUGAUGCGUCUUCAGAACAUGGUGACAACAGUGUGUGGUCUACUGCUUAGUGGCAAGCUCCGCCCCCCUCGCUGUGUUCCGGUGCCUUUCAGCCAAUACAAACAAGCCCUCCAGGCAACCAGUCACGCCCACUCCAGAAAGCAUGUGUUAAUGAUGUAGACCAGGGGUUUUCAACUGGUUUUGUCCCAGGGUCCAUCGUUCUUACUAGAAGAUAGUCCGUAGCCCACUGAUGUGCCUGCGUGCGCCUACAUGUGUGUGUGUCUGUGUGUGUGUGUGUGUGUGCGUGUCUGCAUGUGGAUAGAAGGACGUUUUAACAUUUUGUUUUCCAUGUAGCUUUUAUAUAAAAACCUUAAACAAAUCUAGAUAUAUCUACUUAAAAACCUCAAACAUUAUACAUAGAAUCUGAAAAAUUGAAAUAUGUGUAUGUGAGAUUCUGAACAAUUCUGAAAAAUAUGUGUAAAAACAACAAAAACUUUUGAUUUUCAGUGCUUAAGAAUUGAAAACUAUUAAACUACUAUUAAAUUAUAUUGCAGUUUGUAGUUGUACAGUAGUUGUUGUUCUAGCCCCAAACUGGUUUCAUCAUCUUUAUAUUAUUUUAGACAUUUCUUAUUUUAGGUAUUUUUCCCCAUAUUCAAGAGUAAUCUGGAAAUGUGUUGAAAUAUCAAAGCAAAUUUAUAAAAAUAAAAAAAACAAUGGUGGACUGAUAGGCUUGUGUCGCGGACCCCCUGCAAUGCCGCCGUGGACCACCAGGGAACAGCGGACCCCCGGUUGAAAACCCCUGAUGUAGACAACACACACACACACUCCAGACUCAACACCACAACAAUCAUUUCAUGCUUUCUUUAUUUACAGGGAGUUUAGUGGUUAUUCAGAAGCUGCAGGACAGUCAUAAGAUUACUGACCCAGCUAUGUUCACAGUAGACAGGACAGGAGAGGAAUAGUUGGUCAAAUCAACAUGUUACAGAGAGUUCAUUCAUCUUUUGUAUCGCUCUCAUCUAAUUGGUCUUGGUAAUAAAGAGAUGCUGUGAGCUGUAGUACAGUGGUCUUUCCUUUCCUGAUGCUGGCUGAACAUGCUACACAAACACAAGAUUACAUAUCGCUUAUUAAACACUUUGAGUCCUUCUGUCUCCACCACAAUGAAUGGCAGUGUCAGUGUGUGUGUGUCUGUCAGUGUGUGUACCGAGGGGGGCUUUGAACCCUGGACAACAACAACAUAUCAACAUUAGUGUUCUCUAGAGAUUACCCAGGGUUCUGCUUUAUGUUGACCAACAGGUCGACUUAUCAGUCAACAUCUGAUCUUUAGUCUGACAUUAAAAUACUAUGUGCUGUAGCCAGAUAGCUA
This is a messenger RNA of Hypomesus transpacificus, 2641 nucleotides long. Its product is annotated as enoyl-[acyl-carrier-protein] reductase, mitochondrial. The coding region runs from base 364 to 1458 and encodes 364 amino acids. Gene Ontology annotation, molecular function: trans-2-enoyl-CoA reductase (NADPH) activity. Gene Ontology annotation, biological process: fatty acid metabolic process. The transcript is spliced from 10 exons. The record is from RefSeq and is a predicted model, not a curated record. Lineage: Eukaryota; Metazoa; Chordata; Actinopteri; Osmeriformes; Osmeridae. Gene Ontology annotation, cellular component: mitochondrion.